Molecule: messenger RNA, 867 nt
Organism: Rhizoctonia solani
Lineage: Eukaryota; Fungi; Basidiomycota; Agaricomycetes; Cantharellales; Ceratobasidiaceae
Exons: 1
Coding region: 1-867 (288 amino acids)
Biological process (GO): nuclear DNA replication; mitotic DNA damage checkpoint signaling; mitotic DNA replication checkpoint signaling
Cellular component (GO): nucleus; spliceosomal complex
Molecular function (GO): zinc ion binding; nucleic acid binding
Source: RefSeq, a predicted model, not a curated record
AUGUCUGAUGCCCGCUCACUCCUUCGUCGUGCUAAAGCUGCUGAAUCCGAGAAACGUAUAAACCACCCUCUUGCGCUUUAUAAUGCAUCAGGUCAAUUGCGAUGUGCUGCGUGCGGAACUACUAUUAAACCUCAUGCUUGGGAGGGCCAUGUGAUCAGCAAAGCGCACCGAACUCAGGCCGCGCGGUUACGAGCUGAGGAGGAGAAAGAACAGGCCAGAAAACGAAAAGCCGAGGAGAAUGUCGAAAUGGAGGAGGCUGAGGAAGGGAAGAGGCCGCGAACGGCUGAGCCUGAACCCGCACCACCCCAGCCAGAAUCAACAGGUGGCCUUCCCGCAGACUUCUUCUCAGAUCCGUCUCGAGCUCCGGUCCUAGGGGGAGACGAUGACGACGACCAGGACAUGUCUUCCGACCCUAUAGCCAGGAAUUCGACCAUCGAUGACGAGUUUGCCGCGUUUUCCAAAGCCGUUCUCCAACCUGCGCUUAAACCUGGGGCUAUGGACCUCUACGAAUCUGCAACCGUGUCGGCUGAACCUGAACUUGUUAACAAUAUCCCUGAUGGGUUUCCUGCUGGCGUCACGGGAGAAGCAGAGGGCGAGAAUCAGCAGGUCGUGGAGGAGACCGAGGAAGAAAAGAGGCGACGGCUACAGGAAGAGGAACGAGAGCUUAUUAUGGAUCGAUUGAGGGACGAGGAAAUGGCACAGGAGGAAGCGGACGAACGAGUAGUGCGUCUGAAGGCUAGAUUAGAGGCAGUGAAAGCAGGAAAGGCCCAGGGGACAACUGCACCAGCUCCGGGACCGGCAUCUGGUGUGGACAAGAAAACGCUACUCAAAAUGUUACGGGGGAAGAAAAAACCAGCCGCUUCGUGA